GAGAUACAUUCCAGAGAAUUCCACCCCUAUCCAUAAAGAUGAAAACGCUAUAUUAAUAUAACAAGUAUACAUAAAUCAUCAUCAAAUUGUGAAAAAAAUACUAUAUACUGCUAGAUUAAAAUGGCACUAUUUUUUGGUGAUCAUCCAUUCAGACGAUUCUUCAUAGGUCCCAGAAGUAUGUACCGCACCGGAUCACCAACAACAACAGAAGGUCUUAUGGAUUGGUUCGAAACUCCACAAUCUCACUUCAUCAAGAUCAAUGUCCCUGGAUAUAGCAAGGAGGACAUAAAGGUACAAGUUGAAGAAGGGAACAUAUUAGUGAUAAGAUCGUUAGCUAAUAAUAAAGAAAAGGAAAUUAAAGACAAGCAAAAGGAGACUGAUGCUGUUUGGCAUGUUGCGGAAAGGGGGGGUAGCGGUUUCUCGAGGGAAAUUGAGAUACCGGAAGAUGUGAAAGUUGAUCAGAUUAAAGCUCAGGUUGAAAACGGACUUCUAACUGUAGUCUUACCGAAAGAUCUUAGUCCUAGUAAGCCGUCGAAAGUUCGUAACAUUCAUGUCUCUAGCAAGCUCUAGUUUAAUUAAUGUUGAUUAUUACGAGUAUUAAUUAGUACAAGUGUGUGUCAUUAAAAUGUUCUGAAGAAACGUAUUAUAGUGUUUGAUGAUUUACUAAUUUAGACAUGUUGUAAUAUGUAUAUUUAAUAUAUCUACAACUUAAUAUA
This is a messenger RNA of Erigeron canadensis, 716 nucleotides long. RefSeq names its product 15.7 kDa heat shock protein, peroxisomal. Gene Ontology annotation, biological process: protein folding; response to hydrogen peroxide; response to heat. The record is from RefSeq and is a predicted model, not a curated record. Lineage: Eukaryota; Viridiplantae; Streptophyta; Magnoliopsida; Asterales; Asteraceae. Bases 121 to 570 code for a protein of 149 amino acids. The transcript has 2 exons.